This is a messenger RNA of Ostrea edulis (European flat oyster), 2150 nucleotides long. RefSeq names its product properdin-like. NCBI's taxonomy places the organism in Eukaryota, Metazoa, Mollusca, Bivalvia, Ostreida, Ostreidae. Bases 28 to 2121 code for a protein of 697 amino acids. The transcript is spliced from 15 exons. The record is from RefSeq and is a predicted model, not a curated record.
AUAAGAGGAGGCCAACGAGCAAUACAGAUGUUCAACAUGUACAAAUAUAGCUUGAUUAUUGCUAUAUUGAGCACUGUGGACCUCUUCUCAGAGGUCGCUGCUUUCCCAUGUACGUCUGACGCACAAUGUCGGCAUCGGUUAAGCGUGGCCCAUGACGAGGAAGCCUACUGUGCGGUUGUUGCCUUUGGGGUCGGAUGUUGCCAUUCCCGAAAAAAACCUGCUCACUGGACGACAUGGAGUGCUUGGGGUUCCUGCAGUGUGACGUGUGGAUCCGGAGGAAUAAGAACAUCCAGAAGAAGAUGUGAAGGUCGAGGAUCAUGUCACGGCAAUUCUUCACGACAACUAGCGUGUCAAAGCCGGCAUCGGUGUCCAGUUGAUGGUUAUAUGAGUGACUGGAGUGAUUGGGGAACGUGUAGUCAAACUUGUGGAAGGGGUCAGAGGACAAGAUCACGUGUUUGUCAUCCUCCUCAACAUGGCGGAUUACCGUGUCAGAGAACGUUUGACGUAAAAGAAUGUCGAAAAUCACCAUGCCCAGUUGAUGGGCGUUUAUCUGAUUGGGGACCGUGGAGUCAAUGCUCAGGCACGUGUGAGGGCAUGAUGAAGAGAACUCGAACCUCUACACCCCCCAAAUUCGGUGGUGCCCCUUGCAAUGGAACUACAGAACAGCUCGAUACCUGUGGUGCACCGCAUUGUCAAGUUGAUGGGCGUUUAUCUGACUGGGGACCGUGGAGUCAUUGUUCAGGAACAUGUGAGGGAAUGAGGGGGAGGACUCGAUCUUGUACACCCCCGGAAUUUGGCGGAGCUCCUUGCAAUGGAAAUGUAAUACAGUUUGGUAAAUGUGGAGCUCAACAUUGUCCUGUUGAUGGGCGUUUAUCUGACUGGGGACCGUGGAAUCAAUGUUCAAGCACGUGUGAGGGCCUCAGAAAGAGAACUCGGACCUGUAGACCCCCCGACUUCGGUGGUGCUCCUUGCAAUGGGAAUACAGUACAGCUCGAUCACUGUGGUGCACAGCAUUGUCCAGUAGACGGGCGUUUAUCUGACUGGGGACCAUGGAGUCAAUGUUCAGACACAUGUGAGGGCAUGAGGAAGAGGACUCGGACCUGUACACCCCCCGAAUUCGGUGGCGUCCUUUGCAAUGGAAAUACAGUACAGCUCGAUAGCUGUGGUGCACAACAUUGCCCAGUUGACGGGCGCUUAUCUGACUGGGGACCGUGGAGUCAAUGUUCAGACACGUGUGAGGGCAUGAGGAAGAGGACUCGGACCUGUACACCCCCCGAAUUCGGUGGCUCCCCUUGCAAUGGAAAUACAGUACAGGUCGAUAGCUGUGGUGCACAACAUUGUCCAGUUGACGGGCGUUUAUCGGACUGGGGACCGUGGAGUCAAUGUUCAGACACAUGUGAGGGCAUGAGGAAGAGGACUCGGACCUGUACACCCCCCGAAUUCGGUGGCGCCCUUUGCAAUGGAAAUACAGUACAGCUCGAUAGCUGUGGUGCACAACAUUGCCCAGUUGAUGGGCGUUUAUCUGACUGGGGACCAUGGAGUCAAUGUUCAGGAACAUGUGAGGGUUUGAAGACGAGAACUCGGACCUGUAGACCCCCUGAGUUUGGCGGCGCCCCUUGUAGUGGGAGUACAGUAGAACUUGAUAAGUGCGGUGAACAACAUUGUCCUGUGGAUGGUGUUUUGUCCGCCUGGAGUGUUUGGACACCGUGUAGUGUUACGUGUGGUGGUGGAUCUAAAGUAAGAUCACGGGCAUGUAUUGGCCCACAGCAUAACGGCAAGAACUGCACUGGAUCGCUAUAUGAAAUGAAUAACUGCAGUCACACACCAUGUCCAACCCCCUUAACCUCUACGCCUACAGCACAAUCAACAACAACACAUCAACAAACAUCGCUAGCAGGAAAACCUUGUCCGUCGUGUGACCAAUUUCUGACAUGUGUGUGGAAUCAAACUUGUUCUGCAAGUGAGACAUGCAUGGUGCGAGCAGUAACCGGACAUGGAUUUCAGUUUACAAUCCACUGUAUCCAAAGCGAGGAUUGUCAUUUCAUGAAAACGUUUAUGAAGAACCGAGAAAUUUACUGCUGUGACGAUAGAGAAUGCAUCCGGACAUAUGUUGGUAUAUGAAAUUCUGAAUAAACAUGUGAGCAAUUGAA